Messenger RNA from Plectropomus leopardus (leopard coralgrouper), 1462 nucleotides. RefSeq names its product intraflagellar transport 57 homolog (Chlamydomonas) (gene ift57). The record is from RefSeq and is a predicted model, not a curated record. NCBI's taxonomy places the organism in Eukaryota, Metazoa, Chordata, Actinopteri, Perciformes, Serranidae. Gene Ontology annotation, cellular component: Golgi apparatus; cilium; intraciliary transport particle B. Gene Ontology annotation, biological process: non-motile cilium assembly; intraciliary transport.
CGCUCGAAAACGCAGCUAACGGUGCUAACAGCUGCUCGCGUGAGUUGUGUGACGGGCAGCCGGUGAUGGCGGAUGACGGUCGGCGGGGGGACGAAGAGGACCGCGGUCCCGGAGCUGCUCAUCAGGUGUUCGUGGUGAUGGAGUGUCUGCUGGAGAAGCUGAAGGUGUUGAACUACGAGGAGGAAGUUUUGUCCAAACACAACAUGAAAAACCUGUCCAGACAUUACUUUGUCUCCAGUCCUUAUCUGGCGUUCAACCCGGGCGAGCAGUUCUACAUGUUCACCAUCAUCGCGGCGUGGCUCAUCAACGAGGCAGGGAGGCCGUUCACAGAGCCUCAGGAGUACGACGAACCAAACGCCACCGUGUCCAAUAUUCUGGCAGAGCUCAGGGCUUUCGGUGUUAAGGUGGAUUUCCCACCUUCGAAACUGAAAUCCGGUUCAGGCGAAUACGUCUGCUUCGUGUUGGACCGACUGGCUGAAGAGGCUCUGAGGAGGAAGGGGUUCUCCUUCAGAAGACCAAACUACCCAACAGAAACCACAGAAGAAGAGUCUGUGAUAGAGGACGACGCAGAGCUCACACUCAGCAAAGUAGAAGAGGAGAUGAUCGAGGAGCCCGAUGAUGAGGAGGAGAACGUGAUGGACCUGGAGGCUCUGAAGCUACGAACCACUUACACUGAAGCAGAAGCGUCCUCCAAACCAGACGAGAUCCUGGAGUCGACGGUUGAUGCAGCAGAGUGGAACCUGGAGGUGGAGAGAGUCCUGCCGCAACUCAAAGUCACCAUCAGGACAGACAACAAGGACUGGAGGAUCCACGUGGACCAGAUGCAUCAACACAAAGACGGGAUCAAGUCCUCGCUCAAAGAGGCCAAGAGCUACCUGGACAAACUGCAGGAGGACAUUGGAAAGACUCUUGAGAAGGUGAGCAGCAGAGAGAAAUACAUCAACAACCAGCUGGAGCACCUGAUCCAGGAUUACCGCAGCGCUCAGGCCAAACUCAGCGAGGCGAAGGAGCGCUACCAGCAGGCCAGUGGAGGCGUGACUGAGAGGACCAGAGUCCUGGCGGAGAUCAGCGAGGAGCUGGAGAAGGUGAAGCAGGAGAUGGAGGAGAAAGGCAGCAGCAUGUCUGACGGAGCUCCGGUGGUGAAGAUCAAGCAGAGUCUGACCAAACUGAAGCAGGAGAUCGUUCAGAUGGACGUGAGGAUCGGCGUCGUGGAGCACACGCUGCUGCAGGCCAAACUCAAGAAGUCCAACAUGACGCGAGACAUGCACGCCACCAACAUCCCCGAGUCCGCCGCCGGGCUUUUUGCUUAGCUUCACCUCCACACAGGGCCCCUCUGUGAGCUUCAAUCUAUUAACACACCUCACAUUUCAAUAUGACACUUUUACUACGCAGGUUUUCAUUACAGAUUUACACGUUUAAGCGAUAUUUUCAAAAUAUUGCUAAAACUCAACGUGGAGCUGAC